CAAGCGGAGCCCGUGUAUUUUGAUUUAUUACAGCGGCUUUCUGAGAAAAAACAAGAUGGAGGAUGAUUCUCCCGUUAUUUAUGGCUUGGAAUUCAACGCAAGGGCUCUGACACCGCAGCAUGCCGAGUCUGAUGUGAUCAGAUUCCUGGCUGGAUCCCAGUCCCUGAAAUUUGAGAAUCAGGUCCAUCUGAUUGACUUUGAUGAUGAAAGCAAUCUUAUUAACAAAAAUGUGUUCCUGCAUCCAGCAGGUGAAAUCUGGAACAUAAAUGCCAGUCCUGUGGACAAGAACAUAUUGGCAACCUGUUACAACAAAGUGAGUGAGAACAGAGCUGAAAUCCAGGGUGCAAUCUGGAGAAUUCCUCCUAUAGAUGAGACUGAACCUCCCCCACCUGACUCCCCUGGGCUCAUUCACUCCCCUGGGGGAGGACACUCUAGAUCUCUACAACUUGUUUGUAACUUGGAAAACCAUCAGGAAAAUAUCAAGAGUGUUUUGUGGAAUCCUUCUGGUGAUGGCACCCAAGUUAUUUCCAUCACUGAGCAACACUUGGACCUAUGGGACCUCAACACGACCACACCCACUUUGCAGGAUGUGGAUUCAACUAGUUUGGAAGGUAAAAGCCAGCCACGCUUCACAACAGGAAGAUGGAACCCUCAUCAUGGUGGCUCACAGAUUGCGACUGCUAAUGACAGUACCAUCAGGGGAUGGGACAUCAGGACUUUAAGACAAGUCUAUUCAAUAGAAAAUGCUCACGGUCAGCUAGUGCGGGAGUUGGACUUCAACCCUAACAAACAGUACUAUCUGGUGAGCUGUGGUGAUGAUUGUAAGAUCAAGUUCUGGGAUACUAGGAACACUGAACAGCCUUUGGUUUCGAUAACAGAACAUUCUCAUUGGGUGUGGAGUGUCCGCUAUAACCAUUUCCAUGACCAGUUAGUGCUGUCCAGCAGCAGUGAUAGCAGGGUGGUUCUGCAUAACAUGGUUUCCCUGUCGUCUGAGCCAUUUGGUCAUCUGGACGAUGAAGACGAAGAUGAGGACCAGCGCGACAAGGGGUCCAGCGGGCCUGCAAGUGAUGGUGUCAUCGCCUCAUAUGACGAGCAUGAGGACAGCGUGUAUGCCGUAGAGUGGUCAACCGCUGACCCAUGGGUCUUUGCAUCGCUGUCAUACGACGGUAGGCUCGUUAUCAACAGAGUGCCCCGCGCUGAGAAAUACAAGAUCCUACUUUGAUGAGUGACAUGUGUCAAAUUUUUUUAUCGAUGUUUGAUUGUGAUUUGUCAAUUAUGGGACAUUGGAUAGGGUUCGUGGAAUACUUGAUAUGGUUCACAUGUGUAUUACUGGAUGUCAAUUAUUGAACACUUGAUUGGGUUCACAUGUUGGAUUACCGGGUGUCAAUCACUGAACACUUGACAGGGUUCACAUGUUGGGUUAUCAGGUGUCAAUCAUAAGACGCUUGACUGUGUUCAUGGACUCUAAUCAGCAGGUGUCUAUUAUACGACACUUGGUAGGGUUCACAGAUAUUGGAUAGCAAAUCCACAGGAAACCCAGUAAAUUGGGAGAAAGUUCAUCAUUCAUUAAAGACCAAGCGUCCAUG
This is a messenger RNA of Nematostella vectensis (starlet sea anemone), 1586 nucleotides long. RefSeq names its product EARP-interacting protein homolog. Gene Ontology annotation, molecular function: protein binding. The record is from RefSeq and is a predicted model, not a curated record. Gene Ontology annotation, biological process: protein ubiquitination. The transcript has 10 exons. Bases 56 to 1222 code for a protein of 388 amino acids. Lineage: Eukaryota; Metazoa; Cnidaria; Anthozoa; Actiniaria; Edwardsiidae.